AUGAAGGAUGAUAACGUCCGGGAUGCGCUCGAUGCUGAGCACCAAAUGGGCUUUGUCGAGGCUGUGAAGCUGUAUCCAAAAGCAAUCGGCUGGUCGGUCUUUUUCUCGCUAGGGGUUAUUAUGCUUGCGUUUGAUCCGCAGCUGCUUGGAAACCUGUACGCUGUCCCAGCGUUUCAGCGGGACUUUGGAUAUGAAUUCAAGGGCGAGUAUAUCAUUUCUGCACCUUGGCAAUCGGGUCUUUCUAUGGGCAAUCCUAUCGGCCAAUGCGUCGGCGCUCUCUUUUCGGCGUACCCUAUGGAAUGGUAUGGUCGCCGCAAAACCUUUGCGGUAUGUGUCAUGGGUACAUGUGGCUGCGUCUUCAUCCAAUUCUUCGCUCGCUCAUUGCCUGUCCUUCUCGUGGGGGAGCUUCUAGGAGGUCUCAUUCUGGGAGCAUACGUCGUCAUUGCUCCAGCCUAUGCCUCGGAAGUCUGUCCCGUAGCCAUUCGAGGCCAACUGACGAGCUAUAUCAACCUAUGCUUCGUUAUCGGACAACUCAUCGCGAACGGAGUCGCCGCAGGAACUAGCAAGCUGGACAGCCAUUGGGCAUAUAGCAUCCCUUUUGCCCUGCAAUGGGUUUGGAUUGCAAUCAUCCUGCCUGGAAUACCCUUUGCGCCGGAAUCGCCCUGGUGGCUUGCGCGCCAGGAACGAUUCGAAGAAGCUGAGAAAUCCCUUCGCCGUCUCGCCUCGCCGCGCGUGAACGUUAAAAACACACUCGCUAUGAUCAUUGAAACGGAUCGACUGGAGCAGGAGAUGGAGGCGGGAAGCACAUACUGGGACUGUUUCCGGCGCAUCAACUUGCGCCGUACUGAGAUAUCUAUCGGCGUAUAUGCGACACAGGUGCUAAGUGGCAUCUACCUCAUCAACUAUGGCACGUACUUCUUCGUACAGGCUGGCCUGUCAACAGACAAGGCCUUCGAUAUGUCUAUCGGCUUCCUGGGUGUUGGCUUUAUCGGUACGCUCAUCUCGUUCGCGCUGAUGGUACGCGUUGGCCGGCGUACUAUCUACAAUUCCGGACUGGCCAUGCUCGCCAUCAUUCAGCUUAUCAUCGGCGUCCUCGAUUGCGUGCCGAGCCGCGAAACGAACACGGGUAUCAUCUGGGCACAAUCUGCGCUAAUGCUCGUGUGGAAUUUCUUCUACGGCAUCAGCGUCGGGCCGAUCUGUUUCGUGAUUAUCUGCGAAUGCUCCGCGACGAAGGUGCGAGCGAAGACUAUUGCUGUGGCGACGGCUGUUCAGGCCGUUCUUGGAAUAGCCAUGACGGUUGCAAUACCGUUUAUGAUCGCGCCGGACGAGGCGAAUCUGCGCGGGAAGCUGGGGUUCUUCUUUGGCGGGCUGGCAGCAAUCUGUCUUGCGUGGGCGUACUUUCGAAUUCCGGAAACGCGUGGGAGGACGUUCGAGGAGCUUGAUCUGUUGUUCGAGAAGGGUGUGUCGGCGAGGGAGUUUGGAAGCUACGUGCUCCGAGUGGAGGACGAGUGA
Messenger RNA from Pseudovirgaria hyperparasitica, 1512 nucleotides. RefSeq names its product maltose permease. NCBI's taxonomy places the organism in Eukaryota, Fungi, Ascomycota, Dothideomycetes, Acrospermales, Acrospermaceae. Bases 1 to 1512 code for a protein of 503 amino acids. The record is from RefSeq and is a predicted model, not a curated record. The transcript is spliced from 2 exons. Gene Ontology annotation, biological process: transmembrane transport; carbohydrate transport. Gene Ontology annotation, cellular component: membrane. Gene Ontology annotation, molecular function: carbohydrate:proton symporter activity.